AUGAAAGAGAAGACGUUCAGAAGAAGACUUUCACAAAAUGGGUAAACUCACAGUUGGCUAAGACAGGGAAGAAACCCGUCGAUGAUCUGUUCUCAGACCUGUGUGAUGGACGACGCCUGCUGGAGCUGCUGGAGGGGCUGGCAGGACAUGAGCUGGUGAGGUUGGAGAGAGGAUUCACACGCGUUCACUCUCUCAACAAUGUCAACCGUGCUCUGCAGAUCUUGCAGAAGAACAAUGUUGAAUUGGUGAAUAUUGGAGCGGCAGACAUUGUUGAUGGGAAUCACAAACUGAUUCUCGGGCUCAUCUGGAGCAUCAUUCUCCACUGGCAGGUAAAGGAUGUGAUGAAAGAUGUGAUGGCGGGCCUACAGCAGACCAACAGUGAGAAGAUUCUGCUGAGUUGGGUUCGUCAGAACACACGCCAAUAUCCUCAGGUCAACGUGGUUAACUUCUCCAGUAGCUGGAAUGAUGGAUUGGCCUUCAACGCCCUCAUCCACAGCCACAGACCUGAGCUUUUUGAUUGGAGCUCAGUGGAGAAGAAGACAUCGGCAAUUGACAGACUGGAACAUGCCUUUAAUAAGGCAGAACAACACCUGGGGAUAGAGAGACUGCUGGACCCUGAGGAUGUGGCGGUGCCUCAUCCUGACAAGAAGAGUAUCAUCAUGUACGUGACGUCGCUCUUCCAGGUGCUUCCCCAAAGCAUUUCUAUGGAAGCCAUCCAGGAAGUCGAGACGCUGCCGCGGGCGGCUGCAGCCAGCAUCACCCGGGUGGCAACAGAGGAGCACUACCAGAUCCAGACCCAGCAGCGCUUUUCCCAGCAGAUCACAGUGAGUGUGGCUCAGGGGCGAGUUCGGACUCCCUCCCCUCAGCCUCGCUAUAAAAGCUAUGCCUACACCCAGGCUGCAUAUGUCAAGUCGCCUGAACAAAAGAGGAGACGUUUUACUGAUCAGUCCCUGACUCCCGGCCAGGAGGAACUGCAGCGGGGCCUCAGUCCUCUGCCUCCGGGCUCCACCAGCCUGGAGAGUUACCAGGCUGCACUCGAGGAGGUGUUGACAUGGCUGCUGUCGGCUGAAGAUGGGUUACAGGCCCAGCCUCCCAUUUCCAACAACGUGGAGGAGGUGAAGGAACAGUUUCAUACACAUGAGGGCUACAUGGUGGAGCUGACCACGCACCAGGGCAGCGUCGGGCGGGUCCUACGGGCCGGCGCCGCCCUGCUGUCAGAGGGGAACCUAACUGAGGAUGAAGACUCAGAGGUCAGGGAGCAGAUGAAUCUCCUCAACUCACGAUGGGAGCACCUGAGAGUGGCUAGCAUGGAAAGACAAACCAGACUUCACGAGGUCCUCAUGGACCUGCAGCACCAGCAGCUACAACAGCUCACAGACUGGUUGGAUAUGACAGAGGCUCGGAUUAAGAGGAUGGGGGCUCAACCACUGGGUCCUGACCUGGAGGAUGUCAAGCAUCAAGUAGAAGAGCACAAGCUCCUACAGGAGGACCUGGAGUUAGAGCAGGUCCGGGUGAACUCUCUGACCCACAUGGUGGUGGUGGUGGAUGAGACCAGUGGAGACAGUGCUACUGCUGCUUUAGAGGGCAAACUUCAGGUACUCGGCGACCGCUGGGCAGCCAUUUGUAGAUGGACUGAAGAGCGCUGGAUUCUGCUUCAGGAGAUUUUACUUAAAUGGCAGCACUUCACUAAUGAACAGUGUUUAUUCGACUCCUGGUUGACCCAGAAGGAGGAGCUGGUCCGCUCCAUUAAGACCUCCAACGUGAAGGACCAGGCAGAGAUGGUGGCCUGCCUCCGCCGGCUUGCUACGGUGAAGGGGGAACUGGAGGUAAAACGUCCCACCAUGGACAAGCUGUGCUCCAUGAGUCAGGACCUACUGUCCAGCGUCAAGAACAAGGAGGUGGCCAGCAAACUGGAGGCCAGACUGGACAGCUUUGCCCAGCGCUGGGACCGGCUAGUGCAGAGUCUGGAGAUGAGCAGCUCCCAGCUCUCAUCGGCCAUCAGUGUGGCCCAGCAGUCCGAGCUGACCCACUCUGUCACAGCAACUGUUACCAAGGUGACAACAAGGGAUAAGGUGUCAGCGAUUCGCCAGACCCGAGAGUCGCCGCCACCACAGAAGAAGAGACAAGUCGUCGUGGAUUCUGAACUCAGGAAAAGAUUCAUGCAUCCUUUUGUGCUGUCUUUUCUCAGCAGGUUUGACGUGGACUUCACAGAGGUCCACAGUUACAUGACCCGAGGCGAGGCGAUCCUGCAGAGCCCAGAGUUCUCUGUGUCACGCAAAGACGGCAGUAUUCAGGAGCUGUAUGACAAAGUGCAGGCGAUAGAGAGAGAGCGUCCAGAGAAGUACCGAAAGCUCCAGGAGGCAACGCGCACUGCACAGACCCUGGUGGAGCAGGAGGGGAGUCGUGCUGAUGACAUUGCCCAGGCAGCGGAGCAGCUGAACCAGCGCUGGGUGGGUUUCUGUGCCCUGUUGGCAGACAGACUGGCAUGGCUGGCUUACCAGACAAAGGUCCUGGCCUUCUACAGCUUGUUUGAACAAUGUGAGCAGGCCGUGGACAGCAGUGAAAACUGGCUCAAAGUGCAGGCGCCUCCAGCCUCCGAACCAGAGCCGCUCAAAGUCCAACUGGACCGAUGCCGGCAUGUUUAUGAGGAAGUGGCUCGCCUGGCUUCCCUGCAGCCCCAGGUGGACCUGCUGGAGAAGAGGCUGAAGGAGCUGAAGGAGGGGAAAGAGGCGGAGGAGGACCCGUCCUUCCUGGACGCUGACAUCAACGCUUUCAAAGAGCAUUAUGAGCAAGUCCUGGAGGAUCUGAGGGCCAGAGAGAGGCAGUUACAGCUCGUGUUGGAGAGCUUACCCCCAGCUCGAUAUAAGGAAACCAUCUCAACACUGUUGGCAUGGUUACAACAGUGUGAGGCCAAGCUGGCCGUACCGUCCACAGCUGUAACUGAGUAUCCUAUUAUGGAGCAGAGAAUGAAGGACAUCCAGGCCCUCCAAGUGGCUCUGGCUGAACACCAGGGAGAGGUGGACUACCUGACCUCGACCGUGGAGCAGGUCUUCCAGAAGGCUCCACCAGAAAUCAGCCAAAAAUACCGCACAGAGAUGGAUGCCAUCAUGGCACGCUGGAGACGACUCGGCACCACGCUGACUGAUAACGCACAGAGGAUCCAGGAGCUCAUGGCCAAACUGAUGCAGUUCGAGAAUGAUGUAAAGACACUAAAGAAGUGGAUGGCAGAUGUGGACGUCUUUCUGAAUGAGGAAUGGCCGGCUUUAGGCGACUCUGAAGCACUGGAGAAACAGUUAGAGCAGUGCACUGCUCUGGUGAACGAUAUUCACACCAUCCAGCCCAGCGUCAACGGCAUCAACGAAGUGGGCUUGUACCUUAAAAAGGAAGCAGAGCCGCCGUUUGCCAUCCACAUCCAGAAGGAGCUGGACGAGCUCAAUGCUCAGUGGGAGAAUGUAUGCAAACAGGCCUAUGCUAAGAAGUCUGCUCUGAAAGGAGGCUUAGAUAAAACCAUGGCCCUGAGGAAGGAGAUGCAGGAGAUGCAGGAGUGGAUCAACCAGGCUGAGGAAGACUACCUGGAGAGAGACUUCACAUACAAAACUCCAGAAGAGCUUCGCAAGGCUGUUGAAGAGCUCAAGAGAGCCCAGGAAGAGGUCCAUUCUAAGGAGCUAAAGGUCAAACUCCUGACCGACAGUGUGAACAGCUUUAUCGCCAAAGCUCCGCCAACGGCCCACGAUGCCUUGCGCUCUGAGCUGGAUGUGCUAACAGCAAACUACCAGCGUCUGUGCAGCCGCCUGGAUGGGAAAUGUAAAACUCUGGAGGAAGUAUGGGCCUGUUGGUGUGAGUUGCUCUCCUAUCUGGAGCAGGAAAACGCAUUCCUGGACCAGCUGGAGCAGAAACUAGAUGAGACAGAAAACCUCCAAGGAGGAACAGAGGAGCUGCAGGAGGCGCUCGAUAGCCUGGAAGUUCUUCUGCGCCACCCAGAGGACAACAGGAACCAGAUCCGAGAGCUGGCUCAGACUCUGAUGGAUGGAGGCGUUCUGGACGAAUUAAUACAACAAAAACUGGACGCUUUCAACACACGAUGGGACGAACUCAUGGCAAGGGCGGCGCUCAGGCAGAAGGAGCUGGAAAAGAGCGUCCAGUGGGCCCAAGAGAACGACAAGGCGCUCCGGCACAUCCAGGACGCACUGGCUAACACUGACCGUCACCUGACCACCUACCUGGCUGACCACAUCGAUGCCCAGCAGAUUCCUCAGGAGGCUCAGAAAAUCCAGACAGAACUCAGUGGCCAUGAAGCAACACUGGACGACAUGAAGAAGAAGAACCAGGAGAGAGAGAGUCCCCAGAGGAUCAUGGAACAGAUUGACCUCACCCAGAAAAUGUUGGCAGAUGUCUGGACAAAGUUCAGGCUUUUCCAGAAGCCAGCCAACUUUGACGCUCGGCUGGCCGAGUGUGAGCGUGCGCUGGCCGGGGUCAAAAGUCAGGUCGGGGUGCUGGACAUCCGCAGUGUGGAGCAGGAUGUAGUGCAGGCACAGCUGGAGCAGUGCAUGAAGUUGUACAAGGUGUUGAGUGAAGUGAAAGGUGAGGUGGAGACUGUGAUAAAAACAGGCCGACAGAUCGUCCAGAAGCAGCAGACUGAGCAGCCCAAAGAGCUGGACGACCGUGUGACUGCCCUGAAGCUGCUCUACAACCAGCUGGGAUCACAGGUAACAGAAAGUAAACUAGAGCUGGAGAAGAGUCUGAAACUGUCGAGGAAGCUGCGUAAAGAGCUGAACGGACUGACUGAGUGGCUCGCUGCCACGGACGCCGAACUGACCCGGCGCUCUGCUGUUGAUGGCAUGCCCAGUGACCUAGAGGCGGAAGUGGAGUGGGCACAGUCCAUCCAUGGGGAGACGGAGCGGCGUCAGCCUCAGCUGCAGGCUGUGGUGGACCUCGCUGAGGCCCUGAAGGCUGUGCUGAAGGGCCACGGGGGCCUGGUAGAUGACAAAGUCAGCCUGCUGCGCUGCAACUGGAUUGCAGUCACAUCCAGAGCAGAAGAGUGGCUCAACCUACUGCUGGACUAUCAGCGACAGAUGCAGAAGCUGGAUGGACAGAUAGAGGAAGUGAACGGAUGGAUUGAUGGAGCAGAGAAAAAGAUGGAUGAGAUUGACAGCCAAGGACCCAACGACGCUGUGCUAAAGGUUUUGCGUGCUGAGUUGGAGAUGACGAAGGAUAAGAUGGAGGAAGUGAGGACUCUGGCCCAGGAGCUCAUGUCCACCAGGGGGGAGAACUGCCAAGCCCAGGUGGGACCCAAAGUGGAGCAGCUCAACCAGCGCUUUGACACCAUCUCACAACGCAUCGCCUCUGGACUGACGGCAGCAUCAGCCAAGGAGCUGGAGCAGUACCACAGCGAAGCACAAAUCUGGUUGGAGCUCCUGGAGGAGGAAGUCAAACAGGGGGAAAAUCUGAAGGAGGAGGACUUCCAGGAGGACAAGGAUUGUGAAGAAGGUGCAGUGAAGGAGUUAUUGUUGAAAGGAGAGAAUCUACAGAAGAGAGCCCCAGAUCAGGAGAAAAGAGAGCAAGUCAGACUGAAACACAACCAGCUCAACAGCAAAUACAACACUGUGAAGGAUCUGCGCUUGCUGAGGAACAGGAAGGCUUUGGCCAUCGCUCCCCAGUGGUACCAGUACAGGAGGAAGUCACAUGAUCUACUGGCCUGGCUGGACGAUAUCCAACGCAGCGUCGACCAACUGCCCGACCCCCCUGAAGGGGAGAGGGUCAAGGAAAUUGGCUCAGAGUUCGACAAGAAGAAGGAGGAGCUUAAGGAGGUGCAGGGCUUAGCCAAUCAGCUCUCAGAAGCUGGAGCCGCCAAUCUAGUGGAGCCCCGCCAACUCCAGCUCAACACGCGCUGGGUUGAGGUGGAGGGCAAGUUCAUACCCUUCAAAAGACAAUGUUUUCCGGAUCAGCCUGUAACUGAAGAUGAGUACCUAACAGAGCUGCAGGCGUUGCUGCGUUCAGUGUCAGAGACGGACUUCAAGCUGAACUCUCCUGAAUACUGGCCUGCAGCUUAUUAUAACCUGCCUCAGCAAGAACACUGCCUUAAGGAGGUGAAAGGGAGUAUCGACAAGCUGCGAGGCCCAGUCGAGGGGGCAUUGGCCAGGAGAGAGGAGAUGGCUUUGGGGGCGCGGCCUCUGGAGGGUCAGAGGAUCCAGGAAACCGCCGGUCUUCUUAGUACAAACUGGGAGAAACUUAACAAGCUCUACCAGGACAGAAUGAAGCGCUGGCAGGACUGCAACUCCAAGUGGCACAAGUUUGUUUCGGACCAGAAGGCGCUUGAGGAGUGGCUGAAUGAAGUGGAAAGUACUCUGAAACUGGCCGAGACUGACCCCACAGCACACAAACAGCACCUCAGGGACUUGACGGAGGCGAUACCAGUCCAGGAAGUAGUGCUGGGCAGAGUGAACUCUGCAGGAGAGGACAUCAGCCAGUUGAGCACACCAGACGAUGCCUCGCAGCUCAGAACACAGCUUAAAUUACACAACACUCGCUGGGCUAACGUCUGCCAGCAGCUCAAUGAGCGCAAGAGGAGGUCUGCAGAGGCGAGGACAGCAGCGGCAGAGCUGCAGGAGGACAUGGGCUCGAUGGUGGGCUGGCUAAACAAAGCGGAGGGCGUCCUGGCCAUCCCUCUGCAGCCCGCCGAGCCACAACACAUCAGAGACACUCUGGGCAAAGUGCAGGCACGUGUGGAGGAACUUCCAGCUAAGAAGGCAGCGAUGGAAGACUUGAACCUGAGACACAGACAGAUAACGCUUCCUGCUGACAAACAAAAAGACAUCAGGAUCAUCAACAGUCGCUGGGCACAGGUGUCCAAGGCUUUGCCUGAACGUCAGCUGGAGCUCGAGGGUUUGCUAAAGGAGCUGGAGAAGCUUCAGGGUCAGAUGGACGACCUGUCAGCCUGGGCGUCCAGUACCAGAGCGAAGCUGGAGCACAGCCCAGAGGAGCCCCCUCCCAGACUCAUUGAAGAAAUUCAAGUCAAACAGCCAGAGGUGGAGUUCGUGUUGGAGCGAGCUGAUCAACUGUACAAGGAUGUUCCUCCAAGCCAACCAGACAAGGUGAAACAUGACAAACUAAGAGAAGACUGGAUGGUGAUCCUGGAGCUGGUACGGCAGCAUAAAGAGAGAAUGGCUGCCCUGCUAGUAGCUAAAAAAGCCAAUGAAAAUCUAACAGGAAGCUCCCAGCCUGAAUCGGCGGCUCUGGCUCAGUUUAACAAAUCCUGGGCUGAGCUCACGGAUUGGCUGACCAUGCUGGAUAACAUGGUGCAGAACAAACGCGUGGUGGUGGCAGAUCUGGACGACAUCAACGACAAUAUCGGCAAACUUAAGGUGUCUCUGCAGGAACUGGACCAGCGGCGCCCCCUAUUGGAGAGACAGGUCACAGCAGCCCAGAACCUGAAAAACAAAACCAGCAACCAGGACACCCGCAACGCUAUCACGGAGCGCAUCGACAGGCUUCAGGCUCACUGGGAGGACACACAAACUAAAGUCUCUGAUAGGAUGAAGCAACUCCACAACAUGGUGCAGGACUCCACCAACUGGCUGGAUGCCAAGAAAGGUGCAGAUCAUCUUGUCAAACAGGCAAGCGAGAGGCUGGAGUCCUGGCAGGAGAUCACGUACACCGUGGAGGCUCUAAAGAAACAAAACAGUGAACUAAAGAGUUUUGUGAAGGAGCUGCAGCAGUGGCAGGGUCAGGUGGAUGAAACCAACGCACUGGCCAACAAGCUGCUGACACUAUACGCCAAUGACGACACACACAAGGUCCACCAGGUCAACGACAACAUGAUGGCCACCUGGAACCAUGUCAACAAACGAGUUUCUGAUAGAGAGGCUGCACUGGAAGGUGCACUGAAGCUACUGCAACACUUCUACCUCGACCUGGAGAAGUUCCUCAAUUGGCUAACGGAGGCUGAAACAACCUGCAACGUUUUAAUCAACGCCACCAACAAGGAGAGACUGCAGGAGCAGCCUGAGGCAGCUAGAAACCUGUUAGCGCAGUGGAAGGAUCUUGAGGCAGAGAUUGACAGCCACACUGAGCUGUACCACUCACUGGAUGAGAAUGGCCAGAGGAUCCUAAACUCACUGGGCGAGACAGAGGAUGCAGCAAUGCUACGGAGACGCCUGGACAACAUGAGCCAGCGCUGGAACGACCUCCGCAACAAGACACUAAGCAUGAGGGCCCACUUGGACUCGGAGAUGGCCCCGUGGAAGAGACUGCACAUGUCACUCCAGGAGCUCCUGAACUGGCUGAGAAUGAAAAGUCAACAAUUGGAGCAGGAACCGCCUGUAGGAGGUGACGUUCCUGCUGUGCAGGCACAGCUGGACACACACAGGGGUUUCAGGAGGGACUUGAGAGCCAAGGAGCCAGUUGUGACCAAAGCACUGGACGAUGUUGGAAUCUUUUUGUCUGAACUACCCAGAGAAACACCAUCGCCUGAGCAGAGAGAUAUCAGCCCGGAGGAGCGUGCACAAAAUGUGGGGCGAAUCCUGCGCAAGGAAGCUGAUGACGUAAUAACCAAGUGGGACCGGCUCAAUGCCGACGCGGCCGACUGGCAGCGGAGGCUGGAGUUGGCUUUGGACCGACUGAUGGAGCUGCAGGAGGCGGAGGACCUGCUGGAUGGACAGCUGAGGCAGGCGGAGAUGGUGAAGGAGGCAUGGGAACCCGUGGGAGAUCUGCUGAUCGACUCACUACCGGAGCACAUUGAUAGGGUCAAGGAGUUCCAGGAAGAAAUUGCUCCUAUUCAAGAUGAUGUAACACAUAUGAACCAGUUGACGUCCACUUUCGGUCCGCCUGACAUCCAGCUGUCUCCUAGCAACCUGGAGCGCAUUGAAGACCUGAACACACGCUGGAGACUGCUCCAGGUGUCCAUCAAAGAACAUCUGAAGCAGCUGACAGAUGCUCACAGGGACUUCGGCCUUACGCACGCAGGAUCUGUAGAGAGCCCCUUUGAGCAGGGUGUCUCCCCAAAUAAUGUGCCCUACUACAUAAAAGAGGAAUCUGGACCGAGCCAGAUGACCGAGACCCUCCACCAGACCCAGACAACAUGCUGGGACCAUCCCAAGAUGGCAGAGCUCUACCAGUCUCUGGCCGACCUCAACAACGUUCGAUUCUCCGCCUACCGAACAGCCAUGAAGCUCAGACGGCUGCAGAAGGCUCUCUGUCUGGACCUGCUGAGCAUGCCCGUUGCAUGCGAGGUAUUCGACCAGCACGGCCUGAAACAGAAUGAGCAGCUGCUGGAUAUCUCACAGCUGGUCACCUGUCUGACCAGCUUGUACCAGCGGCUGGAACAGACCCACUCCCACCUGGUGAACGUCCCGCUGUGUGUCGAUAUGUGCCUCAACUGGCUGCUGAACGUCUACGACACUGGUCGCACCGGAAAGAUCCGGACUCUGUCUUUCAAAACUGGAAUCAUCUCACUCUGCAAAGCUCACCUGGAGGAUAAAUACAGAUUCUUGUUCAGGCAGGUUGCCAGUGCCACAGGUUUCUGCGACCAGCGUCGUCUGGGCCUCCUCCUCCACGACUCCAUCCAGAUCCCCCGGCAGCUCGGGGAGGUCGCCUCCUUCGGCGGCUCCAACAUUGAGCCCUCCGUCCGCAGCUGCUUUCAGUUCGCCAACAACAAGCCCGAGCUGGAGGCAGCGAUGUUCCUGGACUGGAUGCGCCUGGAGCCCCAGUCCAUGGUUUGGCUACCCGUCCUGCACCGUGUGGCUGCUGCCGAGACCGCCAAGCAUCAGGCCAAGUGCAACAUCUGCAAGGAGUGUCCCAUCAUAGGAUUUAGAUAUCGGAGUCUGAAACAUUUCAACUAUGACAUUUGCCAAAGCUGCUUCUUCUCUGGCCGUGUCGCCAAGGGACACAAGAUGCAGUACCCCAUGGUCGAGUACUGCACUCCGACUACAUCAGGGGAGGAUGUCAGGGACUUUGCCAAGGUGCUGAAGAACAAGUUCAGGACCAAGCGUUACUUUGCCAAACACCCACGCAUGGGCUACCUGCCGGUCCAGACCAUUCUAGAGGGAGACAACAUGGAAACUCCUGUCACUCUGAUCAACUUCUGGCCCGUAGACCAUGCGCCUGGAUCGUCUCCUCAGCUCUCACAUGACGACACACACACUCGGAUUGAGCACUACGCCAACCGGUUAGCAGAAAUGGAGAAUCGUAAUGGCUCUUAUCUGAAUGACAGUAUCUCACCCAAUGAGAGCAUCGAUGACGAGCACAUGUUGAUCCAGCACUACUGCCAGUCUCUGAACCAAGGCUCUCCUCUCAGCCAGCCCCGCAGCCCCGCCCAGAUCCUCAUCUCCAUGGAAACGGAGGAGAAAGGAGAGCUAGAGAGGGUCCUGAAUGACCUGGAGCAGGAGAACAGGAAGCUACACGCUGAGUACGACCGUCUGAAGAAGGCUCACGACAGGAAGGGCCUGUCGCCGCUGCCGUCGCCCCCGGGGAUGCUCCCAGUGUCGCCACAGAGCGCACGGGACGCCGAGCUCAUCGCAGAGGCUAAACUGCUGCGGCAACACAAAGGACGUCUGGAAGCUCGAAUGCAAAUACUGGAGGAUCAUAACAAACAGCUGGAAUCCCAACUGCACAGGCUGAGACAGCUCCUGGAACAGACGGAUUCCAAGGUGAACGGCACAGCUCUGUCCUCUCCCUCCACCUCCUCUCAGCGCUCCGACUCCUCCCUCCCUCUGCUCCGCGUGGCCGCCAGCCAGACUACCGAUACAAUGGGUGAUGAUGAGCUGUCCAGCCCUUCCCAAGAUGCAUCUGGGCUGGAGGAAGUGAUGGAACAGCUCAACAAUUCUUUCCCUCAUAGCCAGGGUCCCAGUAUUGGCAGUUUGUUCCACAUGGCUGAUGAUCUGGGCCGUGCCAUGGAGUCCCUGGUCAACGUGAUGACAGACGAGCAGAGCGCCGAACAGCACGAGGCCCUGCCCUUCUGAUCCCCCCCCCCCCGUCCUUAAGCCCCGCCUCCUUACCCCCCGUCCCCCGUCCCUGUUCCUACCUAUCGCAUGCUUUUCUAGUCAAAACAACUGGAUCGGAAACACAGUUUACAAAGAGAAUAUAUAACGUCUAUUUUUGUGAAGGAUUGCGGUUACAGCAACGACGCGUAAAAAGAAAACAAAAACAUUAUAACUUGUAGAUUUCAGUAGUUUCUUAAAAACGUCCUGAAGUUGUUUUAUUAUUAACAGAGGCUGGUUUUUAAACUUCUAUGCAAUUGUAUAAAACAAGAGUGGGUUUGGUGGGGUGGGACAAAGAACGAUGAGAUACAAAUAAGUGUGUUUGACGUGAUCGUAUAUUUGCCAUCUCUUUGUAAUCGGGGAAACAGCUAAAGCAUUUCAGACAUUUGUAUCAAAAAAAAAAAAAGAAUGAUUGUAAUCAUAAGGGUGCUUUCUAAGAGGAAAAUGUCUUUCUAUAACAGCGUACACUACUGUCAAGGUAAUGCAGGCAUCCUGGAUCUUUACAGUACGUUGUCUGUGGAAAUGUGCGUGCGUGUUAGAGUGUGUGUGUGGGCGUGGGUGGGUGUGUGUGUGUGUGUGUGUGUGUGGUGCCUAAUUUCCACAUAACAUUACAGCUUUGUUUGGAUUUGGCUGACAAACCUCACAUUUAUUUUGAGUGAUUCAUUCAUCUUUACAUCUGUCCAUGCAUCCAUCCAUCUGCCCUUCUAUUCAUUUUCCCUGUUAUUAAUGUCUCCAUGGCAACCCUGUAUUUGUUUUCAGCACAGCGUACUGUGUGCAUAAACAGACACUGUAAAAGACCCGACUCAGAACUGUCAUUAAUCCAAUCUAAUGCACAUAAUAGGACGCGAUUAGACACAAUCGGCCGAUUAUUGGAGCGCCCUUUAACAAAAAUCAAAGUCCAUAAUGAGUCAGAUUUAGAAACAGCCAAACGACCUUUUUUUAAUCAUUACAACACGAAACAGAAGACAAAAAAGACACAAAUACAGACUGGAAGUGUGACUUUUUAUCAACUCAGUGACAUUUGUCGUUCUGUUUGUGAGCUUUAACAAGUAACAUCUUGAGAAAUGAAUAAAAGUUCAGUGCUUACAGUCAGUCUGGUCUGAUGUGACAUUUAAUGACAGUCAAACACACAACAAGAAGGAGCUUUUAUCCAUUUCUUUCAGUCAUAGUCCAAUUUAGUGAUAUUUUAACAUUUUGCACAUUAAAAUUUCUCUACUGGAGGAGCUCCAUGCUACAUAUUUAGUUGAUUUCCAACCAUGUUCAGAUUCAGAGAUAUUGUAUGUAAUACCCCGUGUCGGUGACAUCACAUCCCCUUUAAAAUAUAGUCAUUCUCAGCUGAAAAAUAAUAGACACACAUAAUUACACUUGCCAAAUGCGUAAACAUAAACACUUGGUAACAAUAAUAUAGUAAUGAUCCACUCACCCUGCUUACUGCCAGAUAUAACUUAAAGAUACUGUAUUUAACAUUUUCACAUUAAAACUGUUGAGUUUUAUACUUUUCUACUCACAAAUUGUCUCCAAAGAAUUUUUAAUUUAGAGAAAUUUCAUUUGGUCACCUGUUAAACAUUGUUUACCAUCACUUGAAGCUGUUUUUGACACUAUAUUAAAGUUGCUAAUAAUAGUUUCAUGGGUUGUAACUCCCAUCAUCCCUUGCUACAUCUUUUGUUAUUGUUGCGAUUAUGGGAAAAUCCACAGUGGACAUUUAACCUUGACUAAAAGCACAGAUCAGUGCCAUUUUCAUGUCAAAAAAUGAAUAUAGUGUUCUUUUCUGAUUAACGUUACAGGAAAACUGUUAAGAUAUUUCAUAAAUGUUUGCAUUUCUCGUUGUCUGUCAGUGUAUAUGACUUUACUCCCAACGACUUCAGUGAGAGCCGCAGCCUUGUCAAAGCUAAGAUGAGUCAUGGCGUAUACGGCCACGCAUAUUAAUAACAACUGGUGUCGAGGAAAGCUUGUUCAGUCGUAGUGUUCACUAAAGCAACAUCGGCCCUCCUCAUUAGUCAUCCCUGUCCUCUUUAUGAAGCCGGAUGAUAUUCAUAGGAGAAAUAAGUCCAAAUGGGCAUUUUUUUACCCGUCCAAGCUGUUCAUGAGAGCUUAUGAAAUUCAGAGGUGAAUUAACAUAGAAGCUGCCAAUAUGUGAUGUUAUUUUUACAUUAUUAAUGAUUUUUAGUAAAGGGCGCUCAGUUCUGUUUCGGGCUGCAACAGAAGUAAAACCAUUAUUGCACUGGCAGAUGUUCAGGAAGUGUUUAUGGUCAAAAUACUUCCUGAAGGUCUUUGGAGAACAUGCAGUACACUGUGUUUGGGUAAAGAAGUUAAAAGUUAAAGUACUGUAAGAGGAGCUGAGAAGAAUGUGGUUUUAAUUUGGUUCUUAGCACUAGAUUGUUACCAGACUACUAGUCGGGGAUUUUUUUUUUUGAGCAGGGUGAAAUUCGGAUAACGCAAGCUCUACCUCGUGUGAAUUGUGAAGGUCCAGUUCGGAGGCGAUUUCUCUACUGUACUCAGCCUGGCAGUCCUCUCGGAUUGCCUCAGUGCUCAGCUAAUUGAUUUUUAUUAUUUUCUUUCACUCCUGCUCCUUAAAUCUGAAUGUCCGGAUGCAUUCAUUGCAUUUCGACUCAAGUAUAUAUAUAUAUAUAUAUAUAUAUAUAUAUAUAUAUAUAUAUAUAUAUAUAUAUAUAAAACAAUCAAUCCAGAAGAACCCGUGCACUACUGUCAUAUCUGGGACGUACUAGAUAUUUGUUUUGUGUGUGGACGAUGCAAUCAUUCUAGUGAGUGUUACACUUUGUCUUUGGUUAAAAGGUUUUUGUUUAGUGCUGUGUGAGGUGUUCUGAUAUUAGCAUGUGCGACUAAGUCAUAAUUUAAUGUAUAACCACUCAAAGGUUUGGAGAGUAGACGGUGUGUCUUUGCAUAAGAAUAUUUGCAGCAUGAUCCAAAAGGUUUGGAUGCAGACACUGAAUUUGAUUUGAUUUUUAUUUUAUUCACUUCUAACUUUUGUUUUGUUUUGCUCAUCCUCACAUCAUUUCUCAAAUAACGCGUCAAUACUUCACAACAUAUCAGAUUCCACCAAAUAUAUGCCUUACUACUGUAUUAUAAAAUGCUUUACUGUAUAUCAAUAAAGCACGCAGUUAUGUUGAUUUGA
Molecule: messenger RNA, 14106 nt
Organism: Sphaeramia orbicularis (orbiculate cardinalfish)
Lineage: Eukaryota; Metazoa; Chordata; Actinopteri; Kurtiformes; Apogonidae
Gene: dmd
Product: dystrophin
Exons: 85
Coding region: 342-10955 (3537 amino acids)
Biological process (GO): muscle cell development; synaptic signaling; skeletal muscle tissue development
Cellular component (GO): sarcolemma
Molecular function (GO): zinc ion binding; protein binding
Source: RefSeq, a predicted model, not a curated record